This is a messenger RNA of Daphnia magna, 3304 nucleotides long. RefSeq names its product dual specificity protein kinase zak2. Gene Ontology annotation, molecular function: protein serine/threonine kinase activity; ATP binding; RNA endonuclease activity. The transcript is spliced from 5 exons. NCBI's taxonomy places the organism in Eukaryota, Metazoa, Arthropoda, Branchiopoda, Diplostraca, Daphniidae. Gene Ontology annotation, cellular component: IRE1-TRAF2-ASK1 complex. Gene Ontology annotation, biological process: IRE1-mediated unfolded protein response; intrinsic apoptotic signaling pathway in response to endoplasmic reticulum stress; protein phosphorylation. Bases 136 to 2913 code for a protein of 925 amino acids. The record is from RefSeq and is a predicted model, not a curated record.
CGUUGGCCGUCUGCUUUAAGGACUGGAAGAAGGUAAACGCAAUCGCACUAUCCGAAAACUGUACAUUGGUGGCAUUUGACGUCAGCUAUUUUGCACAUUCCGAAACUUCCAUUUUUGUUCGUGUCUUUCGAUACUAUGUGGAAAACUGAGUUCUACCGCCCUGAGCUGCUAGGAAUAGGUAAAUCUGCCGGCGUUUAUCGAGGAAAGUGUAAUAGUAAAGAUUGCGCAGUAAAAAGAGUUCAACGAGAAAAAGUCAAAGAAUGCGAAGAAAAGAUUAUGGAAAAUUUGAAAGGUCAUCCAAACAUCGUCGAGCUUCUCUACUGUGAACCAGUUGGAGAAUUCGUUCACUACGUAUUGGAAUUGUGUGCCGCCUCAUUAGAAAAGCUGUUCCUGAAACCGGAUGACCCGAAACGAUACAAAGGACCGCCCAUGCCACAUGAUCUCCACAUUUUCCAUCAACUAGCUUUAGGUCUCGAGUACAUCCAUUCGAAGAACUUAAUUCAUCGAGACAUUAAACCGGAAAACAUCCUUAUCUCGGUGCGAGGCGCCGGCCAAGACGCCGAGAUAACAAUCAAGUGGGCAGACUUUGGGCUGUCCAGAGAAGUGAAUAAAGGGGGAAGCUUCUCGACCAACGGUGGAGUCGUAGGAACUGAAGGCUGGGAAGCUCCCGAAAUACUGAGGUCACGAUACGAUGAAAACCAAAAACCUCGAGGUACUGUCAAGAGCGAUAUCUUUGCACUAGGCCUCGUCUUUGGAUAUCUGUUCUUGAAAGGCAAACAUCUUUAUGGUUUGAUUACUGACACGAUGGGCAUCAGAAAAAACAUAAUCGAAAGAAAUCCAAUUCCAAACUUACAUAAAAUUGACGGAGAAUCGCGCAAGUCUUACGCCGAUGACUUACUAGAAAAAAUGCUAGAAGACGAACCCAGAGAAAGGGUGACAUCGACAGAAGUCGUCACACAAUUGAAAAGCAUAAUGGAAAUCAUGGGCUUAUCUUCUUCUGUUCAGCUUGAUGACAACAUCAAAGCCAUAAUUCGUCCCAGUAUCGACGUGAACGCCCAACAAAAAUCAAUCGUCAACCCCGAAAAGGAUUGGAAAUAUAUGCAAGGAUUGGAAAUUCAGUUGGACUGUAGGGCUAAAUUAGGAAUGGGGGGCUUUGGCUCCGUGUUCAAAGGCGAGUUUAGAAGCCGUCCAGUCGCAGUAAAAAGAAUUCCAAUCUAUUACUACUACAAAAGAGAAGAAGAAGCUAUGGUGAUGCUAGAACACCCAAAUGUUGUCGAACUUUUGCAUUGUGAAAGUGAUGACGACUUCAGGUACUUUGCAUUGGAAUUGUGCGACGCUUCACUAGAUCAGCUGUUCCUACAGUCGGAUGAUCCCAGAAAAUACAACGGACCUAUGCCACGUCAAAUCGAAGUUUUUCGCCAAUUAGCUUUAGGUCUCGAAUACAUCCAUUUAAAACAUCUCAUUCACGGAGAUAUUAAACCUCAAAAUGUCCUCAUUAAGCGGAGUUCUAGCCAAAAUGAAGAGACAAUAAUCAAAUGGGCUGAUUUCGGACUGUCUAAACCCGUAAACGAACGGGGGACGUACUCGUUGAGUGGAGUAAGAGGAACAAGAGAUUGGAUUGCACCCGAGCAGCUGAAACUGUUGACAAACGAGCACACGGAAUGUAUGGUUCGAGGCACGGUCAAGAGCGAAGUGUUCUCCCUAGGCCUAGUCUUUGGCUAUCUUUUCUUGAAGGGACAACAUCUCUACGGUUCCAACUCAUUUGAAAUUCAUAACAACGUAAUCGGAGACAAUCCGAUCAACAUUCAAAGAAUUUACGGCAAGGUGCGGGAGUCCUAUGAUGACUUACUAGAAAAUAUGUUACAAAACGAUCCUGACCAAAGGAUAACAUCGACAGAAGUCGUCGAAAAACUAAAGUCAAUAAAUGAAAACGAACAAUCAACUGGACAAUUGCCAAUUCCUUCUAAUCAACUUCCCAAGAACGAAAAAGCGAAGACAAUAAGCAACCAUGGACGGAAUAUCCAUACAUUGUGUCGAUACACGUCAGAUUCAACCUUAAUACCCAAAAUUAAAAGUUGCAUACAAGAGAAACAAGAUUUGACGGAAAAGGACGCAUUUGGAUGGAACGGGCUCCAUUUACUGUGUCGAUACAACUCUGGCGAAUACCUCAUCGACGCACUUAAAAUCUUGAUCGAGUCUGGAAUCGACGUGAAUGUGCCGACUGACGGUGGAUGGAAUGCGCUCCAUUUACUGUGUCGAUACAAUUCAAGCGAAAAGUUAAUCGACGCAAUGACAUUUUUAAUCGGAAAAGAAAUCAACGUGAAAGCGAAGGCCGAAUUCGGAUGGAAUGCGCUCCAUUGUUUGUGUUCUAACGAUUCAAUAACCUCAAGUUUGAACGAAGCAAUGCAACUAUUGAUCGUUUCCGGAAUUGAAGUCAACGCGACGCGGAACAACGGUUGGAACGCGCUCCAUAUUUUGUGUCGGUUCAGAUCAAGCCAAUCUUUAAUGGACGAAAUCCAAGUUUUAGUCCAUUACGGAAUUGACGUGAAGACAACAAACACUCGUGGAUGUAAUGCGCUCCAUUAUUUGUGUUCAUACAAUUCAAGUACAAGCUUAAUCCACGCUCUUCAACGCUUAAUCAAACUCGGAAUCGAUGUUAAAGCAAAAGACAAAUAUGGAUCUAAUGCGCUCAGUUGUUUGUGUCAGAACAGUUCAAGUUCUAACUUGGCUGGCGCAAUUCAAUGCUUGAUAACAAAUGGAAUAGACGUGAACGCAAAGGACAGUGAUGGAUACGUUGCGCUCCAUUAUUUGCGUAAGCUCAAUUCAAGAAAACCGAGCCAACACUUACAGGACGCAAUACAAAUCAUAGAGGAUGCAACAAGGGACCAAUUACACGGGCAAAAUGAAGAUUGACAACCAGACUGACCAGAGCGCAAAGAAGGUGGAAAUCUGACCUGAAAAUUUGGCUGAAUAAUUCCAAUAGUCGUGACAUCUCUCGCUGCUGUCCUGUGUCCUCUGAUUCGGUUCCCAAAUCUUGGUAAUAGGGAUGCUCUAUUGCUUGGUCUAGUAGUAGGGUUUUCUUCACUGAAUCAUAAGCAAUGCACCGCGAUUAUUAUUGGUUAUUAUAAAUCAUAGAUCUAUGCCUUGGUUUAUUCUGAUACCUUCGAAUAUAUCGAUUUUCUAUUCACAACCACUUCACAUGGUUGCCGCGAUGAUGAGUAAACUGUUAAACUGCUUCUCGUUUGCUAUUUCAAAUGUUUGUCGACACUUUUCCUUUCCAAUACACGACUUUUGUGAGAGGAUA